CAGAAGAGAUGGAUUCUAAAGCAGAACAUGAGCGUAUAAACAUCAAACAGGAGAAUUUAAAUACUGCAAAUUAUCAAGAAUAUUCAAAUAAUGAUUUAAGAAUUAUUCAAGAAAGCAUUUAUGUAGAAAGCACAGAAAUCAAACAAGAACAUCUCUUUGGUUGUACAUCUAAAAAUGAAAUAUUGGAACCAAAGGAUGAAGUCAACGAGGAUUAUCUUAGCAAAGAGGAUUACUGCAAUGAGGAUUAUGUUAGCAAUGUGGAUGACGUUGCCGUUGAACUUGAUAUUAAGAAAGAACCUUUAGACAUCGUAAGCGAAGCAAACACUAAUCUUGCUUUAGAGGAAAUUAGGGGAUGUGAAGUUGAGCCGAAUGUAAUAUUGAACUCUGCUGAACAUAUUGAAAGAGGUGCAGUUAUUCUUGAUGAUUUAUCUAAAAGUGAAUAUAAUAUAAAUGACAGAAGAGAUCAUACACUUGAAAUAAGUUCAGAAACUUUGAAUAAAUCAAUUGAAUCAUUCAGAUGUGAGAUUUGUGGGAAAUGUUACUCUAUCAAAAAUGAUCUUGACAAACAUGCUUUGAAACACACCAGAGAGAGACCAUUUCAUUGUCACGUUUGUGAAAAAAGCUUUACGUCCUCACUUUUGUUAAAACGUCACAUCUUGAAUUUGCAUUCGGAUUCAGGUGAAAAGCCUUUCAAGUGUAAAAACUGUUCAAAAAGCUUUCUGUGGUCUUCCAAAUUAAAAGUUCAUGAACGAAUACAUACUGGGGAACGACCAUUACAGUGUAAAGUUUGUGGUAAAUGCUUUAAUAAUUUAGGUUCUUUUGGCAUUCACCAGUUGACUCAUUCUGGAAAAAAAAACUAUAAAUGUAGAAACUGUUUCAAAUGCUUUUUAAGAUAUGAUGAUUUAAGAAAGCAUGAAACGAUCCAUACAGACCUACGACCAUAUGAGUGCAAAUUUUGUAUGAAAAGAUUUAGAUUGUAUUGUACUUAUACACAACACAAAAGAAUACAUGGUAUAGAUAAUAAAUUUAAGUGUAAGUUUUGUGGGAAAUAUUCACAAACAUUGCAAGAUUUGAGAAACCAUGAAAUGAUCCAUACUGGUGAGAAGCCAUUUAAAUGCAAAAUUUGUUUAAAAAAAUUUAGAGUAGCUGGAACUUUGAAAUGCCAUAUGCUUUUACAUACUGGAAAACCCUUUAAAUGUAAAGUUUGUGGUAAAGGCUUUCAAACGGCUCAUGCUUUGAAGGCACAUGAAGCUGCUAAACAUACUGGAAGUAAGCCUUUUGAAUGUGAUGUUUGUGGAAAAUGCUAUGUUGAUCGUUACAGCUUGAAACAUCAUAAAGUUACACAUACUGAAGACAAGCCAUUUAAAUGUAAAGAGUGUGAAAAAUGCUUCUUUUUCUCAAGAGCUUUGAAGGAGCAUUCAAAAGUACACAGCUUGGAGAAGCCUUUCAAAUGUGCAGUUUGUCAAAGGGGUUUCAUACGACAACAAUCUUUAGAAAUUCAUAAAAGUGCUCACCAUGAGGGCAAACGUUUUAAUUGCAAGCUGUGUAAGAGUUCUUUCCUUUACCCAAAGUCUUUAAAAAUACAUGAAAUAACAUGUGAAAGAAAAAAAAGAGGCUUUAAGUGUCACAUUUGUGAUCAAUCAUUUGGGAAAUUUAGUGCCUUAAAAUCACACAGACUAUCGCAUAGUAAUGAAAAUGUGUACAAUUGUAAAAUAUGUGAUAAGGUGUUUGAAACCCCUGGUGAUUAUGAAAGCCAUCAAUCUUUUCAUUUAAAAGAGAACAAAUUUAGAUGCAAAUUCUGUAUGAGGUAUUUCAAUGACUGUGAUACAUUAAAAAUGCAUGAAAUGUUCCAUACUGGAGCAACACCAUUCAUAUGUAAACAGUGUCAAAUGGGUUUUGAAACUAGAAUUGAAUUGAGAAAACAUGAGAUACUUCACUCUGCCAAACAGGAACCAACUAAACUUGAUAAGGAAUUCAAAUGCAAAGUUUGUUCAUUGACUUUUAUGCAGGCUUCUACAUUAAGAAUCCACGAAAUGACACAUUCUGAAGAAAAAACAAUCAAAUGUUCAAUAUGUGAUAAGAAAUUCUCGAGACCAUUUGACUUAAAGAUUCAUGAAAGGGUUCAUAAGUA
Molecule: messenger RNA, 2131 nt
Organism: Owenia fusiformis
Lineage: Eukaryota; Metazoa; Annelida; Polychaeta; Sabellida; Oweniidae
Source: the annotation of a GenBank genome assembly